Molecule: messenger RNA, 3792 nt
Organism: Fusarium oxysporum Fo47
Lineage: Eukaryota; Fungi; Ascomycota; Sordariomycetes; Hypocreales; Nectriaceae
Exons: 4
Coding region: 1-3792 (1263 amino acids)
Source: RefSeq, a predicted model, not a curated record
AUGGACCUCUUCAAUUCGCCAACAUUCAGCCAUCAUGUCGAGACUUUGAUGCAAAAGAAUCGUGUUCCAGGCCUCUCCAUCGCAAUCGUCCAGGGUGACCAGGUCAAGUCCGCGGGCUAUGGCUCUGCUUCAAUUGAGGUCCAAGAACCAUGCACUCCAGACACGCUGUUCGAUAUCGCAUCUUCCUCCAAAUCGCUUACUGCAGCAGCAAUCGCUCUCUUGAUUCAAGAUAUCAACUUUCCAGAAGUCCAAUAUGACUCAAUCAUGUCUGAACUGCUGCCCGAUGACUUUGUCAUGUCGGAUGAACUGCACACCGAUACUGUGACUGUAGACGAUCUCUUGGGGCACCAUACUGGCAUGCCUGGCCACGAUGAUUCAUACAUGGGAGUACGCGCUACUGAGCCUGAUGAUGCGCAAUCAAUUACACGAAAUCUGCGAAACCUUGCUGUCGCUGCACCACCAAGGACACAAUACACCUACUGCAACAUGAUGUACACUGUCUUGACGCAUCUCAUAGAAGCCAAGAGCGGACAAGAGUUCGGCAAAUUCCUACAAGAGCGCAUUUUCUGUCCUCUGGGUAUGACAUCUAGCAGUCUUCAGCCCGAAGGCACCAAAGCUAAAGGUCACGAUCGGCGUCUCGCAAAAGGACAUAUCUGGGAUAAGAAGUCCACGUCAUAUCGCGAGUUCGAGGCGGUAAGCUGUCCAGAAGGCCAAGGAGCAGGGUCGGUCAUCUCAAGCGCCAACGAUUUCAUCAAGUAUAUCAAAGCGCUGAUCGAUCGUAACGGGCCGAUAAGUGAGGAUGUAUACCAGGGAUUGACACGGCCACGAUCUAAGCGAAGUGCCAACCAUCGCCAAAGGAAGGCCGGCAUUGACCGCCUCUUCUACACAGCGGGCAUGGAUCUAUACUGGCAAGACGAACACAAAGUUCUUGGGCAUAGCGGCGAUAUCACAGGCUUUGGUAGUCGCUUUGUGUUUCUACCGGAUCUUAAGUUUGGAGCAGUUGUGAUGGGCAAUUCUUCGGGGACCAAUUCAGUAGCUGCACAACUGUUUCGUGAAUUCAUCGAGAUAGUUAUAAAGUCUAAUACGAGGUGGCGGCCAUUGAGCGCGAUAUCUAACAGAGAUGUGCACACGAAGCCGCCAGAGGUGCGCGAGAAGCCGAAGUCAGAGUCGCAGAGCCACCCAGGUGGAAUGGUCAAGACCAACGGUGGCAAAGGAAAGGACCAAAAAGAAGACACUUCAACUAUAGUUGGAUCGAGUCCUACCUUGCAAAGGAAUGUGACUCUUCAAGAAUAUGCUGGCGACUAUUGGAACCCUGGUUAUCGCAACAUGAAGGUAGAGAUCAGAGACAACGGGCUUUUCAUCGAUGCGACAGAUCGCUCAAUGGGAUUCACGGCUAGACUCAAACACAAACGGGGCCAAACAGUGUAUGAUGCGCAUGUGCGAGAUGCAUUUGAGACAGGCGAUGAAGUUCUGAGGACCGAGUUUAUGAUAGAGGAUGGCAGCGUGGUAAAGAUGGGAAUGGAUCUGGAGUCACUUGUUGGCGACUUGAUAUGCAUGAAGGACAGAAACGUGUAUCUCAGUCGUCUCGGGCAACCUGACAUGCUUUUGGCUGUCUUGUAUGCCACGUUCGCGUUUGGCGAUUCAUGCCCUGUUAUCACACAACAGCUCAGCGAUCCACCUUAUGAGAACUACUUCUACUCUGACUGCAACACCGACGCCCAGGUCGUUGUAACAAGCCCUCUUCCGGAUAGUAAUCUGUCAAUCAUCGGUCCACGGCUCAUUGUUGCGUGGCCUGCGGGGAACAGCGGUAUAUGCACCUUCUUCCAACCCCAAGAUGAGAAAAAUGGAACUCUAGCUAUUGAGCUGGUCAAUUCGACUCUCGGAUCACCACUCGGUGUGAUCAACCGUGAAGAAAAAGGAUCCGACUAUCCCUAUGUUGGAGUCGAGGGCGUUCUGUCGUUCAACUCGUCGGCGAACCUCACGGUUGCUAUUCUCGGUAGUAUCCGCAACAUCCGAGACUUCACUGAAGGGCCGAGUAUCAUCAAUCCGGUGAUACAGAAUGCCACAAAUGUCACGAGAGUGAAAAGUGGUGGUGUGCUCAUCUCAAGGCUAUGGUUGGAUAAUGUGACGACGACGAACCUGUUGCUGGAGCCAUGGCAAAAUAAGGAUAGCAGCCUGUCAAUCUACAAUGACACCGUUAGUUUUGGUGCAGGUUUCUACAAAUUUUCGGCAUCUUUCAAUUAUCCUCAACUGAAGCAAUUAUCUCCCCAACAGGUCCUCAACAACCAGUCGCACGCUCUUGCUAAAAAAGAGCAGUCAGAGGUCAGGUCGUUGUCCUUCUUCUCGUAUACCGACAAGCUGCUCGCAGGUGGCUGGCGUUUCUUGACGUACUUUGGCCGCGACACCAUGAUCGCCGCGCUUUUGCUCGAACCCGUCCUCAGUGCAGGGAAUAGCUCGGCUCUGGAAGCAGUCAUCGGCGCGGUCUUGGAACGGAUCAAUCGCACCGACGGGUCGGUUUGCCACGAGGAGACCAUCGGGGACUACGCAACACUUCUGAACUUACAGAACGGCAUUGAUUCAACGGCACCAGGGUUCACCUAUCCCAUGAUUGAUACAGACUACUUCUUGCCAGUCCUCAUGGAUCGCUAUUUCAGUGCUACACCAAAGCGAGUUAAACCAUUGCUCAGCACAAAGGCUGGCGAAGUUGAUGUCGAGAAUCGGAAUCUGACAUGGGGCAAUUUGAGCUACAUCAACGCACAGAAGAUUAUGAACAUCACAGCAGCGUUUGAGAAAGAACAGUCGGUGAAGAACUUGAUCCAGCUCAAGGAGGGUGAGCUAGUUGGUCAAUGGAGAGACUCAACAUAUGGUCUUGCCAAUGGACGGAUACCCUUCGAUGUGAACUGCGCUCUCGUCCCAGCGGCACUCUACGCUAUUUCCAACUUGGCCAGGGUUGAAGGAGUGUAUCCCAAUAAUUCUGUGACCAGGAGCUGGAGUUCCGUUGCGGCGAAGAGGGCUAAGAUCUGGGAGGAUCAUACCCUGCCGUUGUUCCAGUAUAAUCUCACUGCUGACACAGCUACUUCGAAUCUGAAGGACUACGUCAAGGAAAACACCUUCUACAACGGUCCAUCUCAUACAGAUUCGGUUGCGAAUUAUUCAUCUUCUGGGAAAGUCGUUGACUAUGCUCUUGCGAUCAACACUACCAAGGAUGAGGAGAAGAUACGCAUCACGCACACUGACACGGCAUUCCGUCUGUUUCUUCUCAACUCGACCAACGACGCCCAGCUCACGACCUUCUUGAACGCAACAGCCAACGCCAUCCUUCGUCCAUUCCCAGCCGGUCUAAGUACUCCUCUGGGCAUCAUCGUUGCAAACCCAGCACUGGCAGGCAACGAGGUAUUUACUGCAAACUUCACCAACGCCGCAUAUCACGGCACCGUAGUCUGGAGCUGGCAACUCGCUCUCAUGGCUAAAGGUCUUGAACGUCAACUUGCACGAUGUUCAUCAUCACAAUCCAAGGAUGACGAUAAUGUUCCUGCGUUUUGCAGCAAUACCGGGGUGCAUACAGCUUUGAAGAGUGCAUACAAUCGUCUGUGGGAUAUAAUUGAGGACAACAGCGAGAGAUUGCAAUCUGAGGUCUGGAGCUGGAGUUACAGUUCGAAGAGUGGUUACAAGUUCGCGCCUCUAGGAACGUUGCCGCCUCCGCCGGGACUGAGCUCCGGAACGGAGAGUAAUGUUCGGCAGUUGUGGAGUUUGACAUUCUUGGCCGUGAAGAGGAACAAGGACUUUGUGUAA